Messenger RNA from Penicillium cosmopolitanum, 2811 nucleotides. Its product is annotated as DUF2293 domain-containing protein. The annotation marks the transcript as partial. The transcript has 5 exons. The record is from RefSeq and is a predicted model, not a curated record. NCBI's taxonomy places the organism in Eukaryota, Fungi, Ascomycota, Eurotiomycetes, Eurotiales, Aspergillaceae.
UGGCCCGCGUUGUCAGGGAGGGCCGCCUCGGCUUCGGUCAGGCGCGCCCCCAGCCGCGCUAUUCAGCGGAGAGCUCGAAAACAUAAAGUGAUCAUGGAGUCGGUUACGCAAGAGAAGAAGAAGCUUCAGAGUGUUAUCUGCUUCGAGGCACGCGCUCCAACCGGUUACACCUUCAUCCCGGCUGGAAAUCCUCAUCUCACGACAGCUUGCAAAGAAAGAUGCCGAAAGGAAGGAUCACAGAUCUAUGCGGUCUCGACCACCCCGCAUGCCACCACCCAUAAUCUAUCCCUCCACGUUCAUCGCAUAGGUUAUCAUUUCCCGAGUACCGUGGUUGCAGCUGUCUGUUCGGAGUUGGGACUCUACCUCACCAGUACUGGCAAGGCGGUGCCUUUCCAUACGAUGAGCUCUAGAGAGACUCGCCCGACAGCUGAUGCCAACAAAGACCAACUGACCAUCAACACGGAGGCAAGAGACGCAAUUACAGAUCUCUUCCCUAAUAUCCCCUCGAAUGAUCUACAUCAGAUCAUUAAAACUGCAUUUCAAAAGGGUCAGCGAAAAGUAGGCACCGCUUCCGAGUUGCCACUGGCUCGUCGUGCACAGCUUGCCGUGGUGGCUCAUAUCCGCCAUCUCUACACCGAUUACGACAAGCUUUUGAAGUCGGGCUCAUUUCACGAGGCGAGAUCUACCGUUGAACAGCCGACUCUAGCCAAGCUCGUGGCCUGGCGGGGUGAUGACGAGAAUGGCCAAAAGGUCCUAGAAGAUGUGUUCCGAGAGGUCAUCGUCAUAUCCGAUGACGAUGAUGACAGUGAAACCGAGGAGGAAGUCCUCGCCUCAAGCGAUAACCGAGGAGUGGAAAUUCUUUCCAGCCAUGCCAGGGUCCAUGACAUUCAAACUCAACCCGUUAGCUUUGUGAAAACCUCAACCCUGGACCCCUUACGCGAGAUGUCCGAGGAAGCACCUCCUGGUUUCCGAUUUGUGCAUAGUGUGCCCAAGAAGGCCGUCGAUCGUCGAGGAUUUAGCAGAUACCAGGCGUGGAACCGCGCCAUGACCAAGUACGGGACUAAUGGCACCGCACAUGGCACCGAACAGGCCCGCCUGAACGGUGGCACGGCCGAGCAGCAAAGCCCACGCCACGGAAAACGUCCCCUGGCCCCUGCUCGUGAACUUGCAGACUCUCCCAGGCGCCGUGAGAUUCCUCCCCUUCCGUUGGAAGUUGCCCCAAGGGUCAUUUCAGGCCCCAGCCGUUUUGAAAACACUGUACACCGUACAGCCGCUACUCCAGAACGGCCAGCAGGGAACGGCCAUGUAGGUAUCCAUGACAGACGCGGGCCUUUGGAGGGUCAACGAACUGUGUCCCAACAUGGGAUCAGUGGACAGCCAGUACUAACCACACAGAAUUCAUCCGAAGUUCACCUCUUGGAUAGAAGUCCUCGCUCCGUUGGGAAUGCUCCGUAUCCUCCACCUCCAGGCAAAGCCCAUUUGAAUUCCAAUGCUCGUACCGAGCGGAUCCCCACCAAUAACAACGCAUACUCGCCAGUUUUCGUUAACGCGCACAAGGAACUGCAUUCGAUUAACCAGAAUCAGUUUGGCGCCCGGACUGAAGCUCCUAUUUCUCAUCCGGUCAGACCAGGUGCUACCUCCCAGGAUUACGUACUGCCCUCAAUCGAAGCACCAAUGGACAAGCGAAAGAUGGAUGUCCGUCUUGAGAACAUGACAAAACGGAUGAGUCUUCGUUCCGUAACACCCAAACAACCGGGAGAGCAGUCUCAGCCUGGCAGUCCAGAUGAUCCAAACUCCAAGAGAAGACGACUGGUUUACCACGUACCCCCGCCCCUAUCCCAGGAAUCACGCCCCGAUCCUUGGAACGCAAGGCCCAUUGCUAUGCCGGUUUCUGUUUCUGAGGGUUUGGCUUCAAGAGGUCAAUACCGCCGCGAUGAUCUCGGUCCCGAGUAUCGCGUAGCGGACGGAAAUAUUGUUCGUCGGGACUACCUCCCUCCCGCAGAUCCAUACCAGAGAGAGAGACAGGUUCAGGCUCCCCAUGAUGCUAGACCAGCUAUGGAUCGGACUCGUCUCGCCGAUAUGCACUCACAUUCCGGCCCACCUGGAACCAGUGGAAUGGUCCUAGAUGAUCGCAUUCCCAGAGCCGCAGCCGGCCCCGGCGCUUCUUCCCGCCUUGCUUACUAUGGUGAUCGUAGCCCUCACACCCGACCUGCAGUGAUUGAUCCUCCUCGUGCCUCGAAAGAUGGUGAUCAUCCUUAUGCCUAUCCUCAAGUUCCCGGAGCUCCCUUGAAUGGGAAGCUGUACGCUGACGGCUUUGUCCGCCACGUUGAUUUCCGCGAAGUUCGUCCGGUCGAGUACUUUGUCCCACGCCCAAGAGCGCAGCAGCCGCGCGUCGGAGAUCCCAUCGGCCAAGCUCAAGGCCAGCCCUACAGAACUAGGAUUCCUGAACACUUUAUCCCCAAGGAUCUUUCUCAGUCUCACUCCUUGCCCCAGCCUCCACCGGAGCAGCAGCAUCUACUUCCAGCUUCCCGAGCUACUCACAGUUCUCACGAUCAGACUCUUCCUCAUACUCAUCCGGAGGCUAUGCCUAUGCCUAUUCCUAUGCCUGGAAAUCGCCAGCCCCGAGGACCACCUCCCGCAGGCGUUCGUGAGAGACGUCCUGGAAGCGGGCCCGGCCCGAAACGACGCGUUCACGACCCCCGUGCUUUCCAAAUGGCCGAACAAAGUCGGCCCAUCUACGUUCAAAGAGUGGAGUCGCAAACACCACAGCCCAUGCCCGAGGGUAGCAGACAUGUUGUUAUUGUUGAUUGA